AUUAACGAAUAAAUUAUGAAGAAAAUUAAUUGCUAUUCAAUCGUAACAUUACAAUCAAAAUUGAACUAUGUCGAAAAUGAAAUAUGGAAGAGCUCCAAAAAUCGAUUUACAUACAGAAAUAAUCAGUUUAAAAAAACAAUUAUCGAUGACUCUAGGUGAAAAUCAUCUUCUUAAAGUUAAAAUUCGUAGGCUUGAGUAUGAAUUAAAGAAAAAAGAUAAAUACAUGAAUUAUUUUUUGAUUAAUUCUGAAAAGCAUCUGGAAAGUCAAAAUUUAGCGUACAAAAAAACGUCAAACACAAUUAUGAAAUUGAGGAAAGAGAAUGAAGACUUAAAAGAGCUGUUGUUUAAAAAAGAAUUACAUGAUCAAAAAGGUCCAUAUAGAACAAAAAUGACGACUAUUUCUUGUGAUCAAGUUGACAAUAAAUUCAAGAAUCUAUUGGGAAGACCUCGGUCUAAUUUUUCAUCUAGAUUAGAAAGUCUUUCAGAUUCGCAUACACUUCAUAAAAAUAAUAAGAAACAUCAAAGAAUAUUUUCUACAAAUUCUCGAAGUGUUGAAACCACCGAGGAUUUUUUAAGUAAUUAUUUUGUCACUCGAGCUGAUGCUGAUAAACUUAUGGAGAUGAUAAAUGUGUUAAAAAAACAACAGGACGUUGAUAAAGAGAUCAUUCAUGCUAGAAAUUCAGAAAUCACUCAGCUUGCAUCUGAGUUAAAAAAUUUAAAAAGCCAAUUUAGUGCUGAAAACAUUUUGACAAAACGAUCAAAUGUUUCUGAUAAGUUGUUAUCACCGAAAAAUGUAAAUAAUAGUCUUGAACAAGAUGAACAAACAAAAAGCUCUGAAUUCAUUCGACCAAAAACUCCUUUAAAGGUACUCGAACCAGUUCAAGAAUUAAAUGAAAAUGAGUCAAGUGAUACAAGUAAUAAGUCUGAUUUGAAUUUACAUAAACGAACAUUCAAUUCACAUAGAAAAACUAUCAUAGAAUAUGCGAUAGACUCAGAAGUAAGUUCAGAUGAAGAAAUUUACUUGUUGAAUGCUUAAUACUGUGAUUAUAACUAUUAUUUAUGGAAAAUAUUAUAUUUUUGAUAAAAAGACAUGAUAAUUGUGUCAUGAAUGAAAGAAUUUAUUGCAUCGAUAUAUCCAAUAUUAAUAAUUUUCUA
Chelonus insularis is the source of this 1155-nucleotide messenger RNA. RefSeq lists its product as uncharacterized. The record is from RefSeq and is a predicted model, not a curated record. The transcript has 5 exons. Lineage: Eukaryota; Metazoa; Arthropoda; Insecta; Hymenoptera; Braconidae. The coding region runs from base 68 to 1036 and encodes 322 amino acids.